Dinoponera quadriceps is the source of this 9319-nucleotide messenger RNA. RefSeq lists its product as uncharacterized. The coding region runs from base 434 to 3190 and encodes 918 amino acids. The transcript is spliced from 4 exons. Gene Ontology annotation, cellular component: extracellular matrix. Lineage: Eukaryota; Metazoa; Arthropoda; Insecta; Hymenoptera; Formicidae. The record is from RefSeq and is a predicted model, not a curated record.
GCCACCGACCACAGUUUAAAAGCAACCUCCGUCAUGAUCGCGUCAGCUGGCUCCUAGCUGCCCCACCAUUUCCUCUUCGUCUUCCUCUUCUUCGCGUCCGCUGCUUCUUCUUCGGGAACGAGCCGACCGCACGCGCGUCGAACGGCGGCUCCGUUCACCGCGAUCACGAGAACCUCGAUCAAGCCCGCGGUGGGAGAUGCGCCACGUUCCUCGUCCGGGUGCGGAGCGUGAAAUCGACCGGUGGAAGAGGCCGUUGGACCACCACGAAUAAAGAAGAAAGGCGGUGGAUGGUUCCCGGAUCGAGCGGAGUUUCUCCCGGUGUCGAUUGGCGGAUCGGUAAUGGGCCCGGUCGGCCUGCGCGAGUGCAUCGUCGCGCGACGCGGGUGUUGAUCGACCAGUUAUGAGGGAGAGGCGAUCGCCAAGGGAAUAAUCGAUGUUUCGGCGCCGGCUCGGCGAUGAUCAUCUGACGCGUUUUGUAACGUGCGUGUGCGCGGCCCUCUCGAGCGCGUUCUCUCUCGCGGAGAUCGUUACGAUGAGCGCCAGGCGAAGAGUGUUCAACGCCCUUGACGGGCUCAUUAAGUGUGAUCGUGCGAUCGUAUGCUCGGUGUUCUUGUGGUAUCUCGCACUCCUGCCGUGCACCGUCGAGGCCGCCGCGCCGCAGCCAGGGAUAUGCGCCAUGGACGGCUGCAACUGCACCGUCCAGGCGCACCGUUGGAUUAACGUCAAGUGUGUCUUCUCCAAAGAGCAGAACGUGGAGUUGCUGGAAGGAACCAUCCCGCCGGAGGCGACGGACCUUGAGGUCUCUCACUGCCGAGAGCUGAGAAUACAAACCGGCGCGUUCGGGAGCGGCACGCCCUUAAAACGCGUCCACGUCUCCGGGAUCUACAGUGUGGUGGCCAAGCGGCAGGCCUUUCAGAAUCUAAGCGCUCCCAACACGCAUCUCGAGGUAUCGGAGUGCAACAGCGUGUUCCUCGAGAGCCACGCCUUCAGGAACUCGCGCGGCACCCUGAGCGUCUCGAUAUCGCGAUGCAAACACGUCGAGAUCAAACCGAGCGCCUUCUCCUGGCUGUUACGGCUCACGGUGAAGGAAGUACCGUCCUUGGAGCUCUCCAGCAACGCCUUCAAGUUCGAGGCGCCUCAACACGGACGGCACGGACCAGCGACCAAGAUAAUGUUCCAAAGCGUGAGGAUCGCGGAGCUACCCAAGGCGGUGUUUCCCUCGAACGUCGCGGAAAUUCGAAUGGACGACAUCUCGACGAAGGUCAUACGCAAGGACGCUUUCUGCGCGAUGACCAUUUCGAGCGUGGUCAUCAGCAACGCGUCCAUCCACGAGAUUCAGUCGGGAGCCUUCAGCGACAGGGCCCUCAUCAGCAGUCUCGAGUUCGUCGACGUGGAGCUUAGAAAUAUCAACACGGCGGCCUUUCGAGCCAGCCACAACAAUCUGACGAUCCAAUAUUCAAGAUUGUCCGAGGUGGAGAGCGGCGCCAUCAACACGUCGGCGGCGAUCGUCACCUUCAGCAAGAACGACUUCCAGCACUUGCGGCCGGGCUCGAUCAUGCUGCACCAGUGGAACCACAUCGCGAUCGACCAGAACGUCUUCAUGGAGCUGGAGGGCGACGCCAUCAAGGCGGAGGUCAGCAGCACUUCCGCCCCGAAUUUCGAGUUCUCCUUCACGGGCAAUCACAUACACAAAGCGGGGCCGGGCUCGCUGAAAUUCGCGGCGAUCUCGCAGAACGUCAACUCGGCCCACGUCGGCAACAAUUAUUUCAAGGAGAAAUGCCACUGCAACCUCGAGGAUUGGAUGCGCGAGGUGACGGGGCGCAACAGCUCGGUCAGCUGGAUGAUGGACUCCAGCUUCUGCGUGGUCGACCAGUUCUUCAACCAGUGCCUGAACCUGCCGCAGGGUUACAUGGCCAUGCGGAAUUUCACGCAGCUGAUUUGCACGCAGCGGGACCACGUGAACUGCGAGAAACCGUCGCCGAAGCCGGAGCCGAGCGUCAGCCCGCCCAACGUGGGCCCGCACGUGUACCCCCGGCAAAAGAGCUUCUUCGACAUGGAGAUGAGCGAGACGGAGCAGUUGGAGCGCGAGAAGAGGAUCAUCGUGAUCGUCUGCGUGGUCGCGGUCUUCAUCGUCGUCGUCGCGAUCCUAGCCUCGGGGAUCCUCUACAUGCGCCGGCGCGGCGUAUGCCCGAAACUCACCUCCGUACAGCUGAUCAACUUGACGAGUUGGUUCUCGUCCAGCAACGGCAUGACCGCCGCGACCUCCGCCAGGUCGAUCUCCAGGCUGAGCGUCCACGAAUACGCCGGCCUCCAGCCGGAGACCAGAAUCCUAGAAGUGGAGCCUCAGCCGGGAGAUACGGAGGACGACGACGAGGACGGCGACGUCUACCCCUACACGGAGAACAAGGCGACGCAGACGUUGCCGGAGGAGCUGACGGAGGAGUACCUGAGAGAUCUCCGGGAGAGGCUGAACGACCCGGACGACUACAGUCAGGCGAGGGACAUGAUCGAACAUCUCUACGACCUGAUCAAGGUCGAGGAGAGCUGCAACAACAACAACGACCGGCAGCCGGUGGACGAUCAGGAGGAGAACGCGUACGACAUCAUCCGGCCGAGGAUCAGGAGAGCUCGCGGCCCACCGAGGCCCUCCGUCACCGUCGGCACGAAAGCCCCGUCCUUGGAGAAACUCCUGCCGAACGGCAUCCAGGUGAGACCGCCCAUCACGGAGUACGCGCAGCCCCGUGACCAACGAACCAGCGAUCAGAACCACCUUUACGCCGAAUUGCCGGGCGACGAGACGGUGCCGAGCACCAGUCGGCUCUCACAGCCCAUCCUGGAGAGCUUGAUGGGCCGGGCGCCGCAGCCGUUACCGCCGGACGUGGUGAACGAUCACCUGGUGGCCGACGAGCGCGCCCAGAGCCCGCGGCUGGAGCCCGGCAGGAAUCACCAGACCAGGCCGAUGAGCUUCCUCAAGGUGCUCGGCGAGAGUAUCCGGGGCGCGACGAGCAAGAUGAACGGCGGCAAGAGGCCGAAUUCCCUGCUCUGCGAGUACGCCGAGCCGUCCGACGCCACCGCCCACUUGUACUCGGAGCUGCCGGAGCCGCAGGCCUCCACCAGUAAGAUGGCGAACAGGCCGUUACCAACGAAACCCGAUCAGGAUCCCGUCGCCGCGAGCGCGGCGAAGGCGUAGCCCGGCCAGGUGUCCGUUUAUCUGUGAUAUACAAGUGUAGUGUACCGCGAGAACGGCGUUCUUUCUCGCUCUCUCGCCGCGAAGACGGGAGAGGAACUCCACCGGUGUACGUGUGUGCGUGUAAGCGCGAGUCUCGCCGAGAGAGAGAGAGAGAGAGAGAGCAGUCUGUGUGCCGCGACAGAGCGGGAGAAACACGUCGGAAAUUAGUGCAAUUCACGCAAGUACACGAGUCUCGGCCGGAUAGAUAGGUGCGCGCGUCGGGGACGAAGUGUCCUUACUUUCGAACCGCGUAUGAAUGAGGCCUCGUUAGAACAAUCGCGUCGCCUGCCUUACGAUUUCGUUUCGAAAGGGGAGCAGAAGUCGCGGCCAAUCGACCAAAGCUACGCUUAAUUGCGAAAGUGGUGGCAAUGAGGGUGUCGAAAUUACCGGGUCUCACCGCGCUAUUCACUGGCUGUUGCAUUAUUCGCGCUCGGGACGGGCUCUGACGAGAACCUCAUCGUAGCGUCCUGUAUUAGGGAAUCCCGCUUCGUUCGGCGCGAGAGAAAGAAAAUCGACGGAUCUUUAUUUAUAAUUAUAUCCCCGACAAAUGGAUGUAACAUAAAUUUAUAUAAAUAUAUAUUAUAUAUAUGUAUGUAUGUAUACUCGCUUCGUCAGGUAUUAUUAAAUAAGCAUCUUACAGCUCACGUAUCCGAAACAUUAAUCGAGAUCAACAGCGAAGCCCGCUUCAACGAGAGUCCGACUCGUUUCCCAAGCGAGAUAAAAUUCGACGAAACGCACCGGUGAAGUUUACCGAAGAAGGUUUACGAGAGUGAGUUAUGCCCUCCCCUCCCCUCUCUCGUUCCUCAUGCACGCACAUACACACGAUCGCCGAUCCAUUACCGAAUUGUUUCGGGCAAAUACGAAGAGCGCGUACAGAGAAGGCUCCCCGUGUAUACGGGAUAUUUCCCUACGUUUCCACGAUCAAUCCGCUUAAAUGGGUAAUAAAACACCACGACGCGGAUCCAACGAUUAGAUCUCCAUCCGGCCCUCUCUCUCUCUCUCUCACGAACAAAGUAUCGCGCUGCAGAUAACCGCGACGCGCUGUCCGUCCAUGGAGCCGCGUUCCAAUGCGAGCGGGUACUUAUUCGUAAGUUCACCACCGCGCUACGAAGCGUUCAUCGAUUUCCCCUAUCUAAAUCUCACGUUCGAAGUGCAACGCGCGCCCUCGCCCGUCGUUGUCUUAUCGCAAGGAAUUUUACGAUUCAAAUAGUCCCCUCUAGACGCGACGUCUCUCUCUAUCUCUCUCUAUCUCUCUCUCUCUCUCUCGCUUCCUUCCCACCCCUUAUCUCCCUCCCGCCGCACAUCGGGAACGGUUUCGGGUUCAAGGGUCGUCACGGGUACUCACCCCCUCUUCUCCCCUUUCCUUUUUCUCCUUUUCCUUUUUAUCAAAUAACGCGCGCGCAGCGCUGCUCCCAUCGUCGGAGGGAGGGAAGCGGCUCCGGGGAGCAGUAGCGGACUCGCGAGGAGCAAACGGAGGAAACGAUUCGCCUCGGCGUCCCCGACGAAAGCCGAGAGAUAUUCUUAAUCUCUCUCGGGGCGCAGUCGGUGUAUAUCCGCGGCGAGACCAAACUAUUCCAUGAAGAAUGUAAGAGGAACAAAUAGAACCGGGCUAGCCGGGGCGGGCUGCGGCGCAGCUGUUGACGUCUAAACGGCCGCCGCUCUCCGCUUCUACGGACGGUAAAACCCGUAGAAAACUCCGGCUCCGUGUCAGGGAGGUGCUACAAAGACGCACGACGAGCGGCGACGGGAAAAAGUCCGACGGAGGAAUCGGUGGACGUAAUAUGUCUCUCCUAGGACGAUCAAUUUCCCUAAUUUCGCUCGGGUCUCGCUCGAGAAAUGCUCCUCUCUCUCUCUCUCUCUCUCUUUCUCUCUCUAUCUAUCUAUCUAUCUCCCUCUUUCUCUUCCUCUCUCAUAUUCUCUUUGUGCCCGACGUGUCUCAACCGAGUUGUAAAUUCGUAGCGGGAAUUCGCGCUCGCCUAGUAAUUCGUAGUCGAUUUUUCCUCAGUGAGAAUUUCAUCUAAGACCUAAUUAUCGCGCUAUUUAACGUCGAAAAUUAAAGCGCCCCGGCAAAUUAAAUGUCAGAAGCGUAAAUGAAUGAUGGGGACCUUGCUCCUCGAUUAAUCCGGGGCCAAAUGUGUUUUCGCGAUAAAAAUUUAAUUUACUGGAAAUUGCCAAGUAAUUUUGCGCUGCUGAGAAAUUAAACAACGCGUUGGCACAACGAACCAAACCGGGGGAGGAAGGGGGAGGGGAGAAUCGACGCAUGUGUCACGUGUUCUCGCUAAAAUAUGAAUUCCAUUUACCGAUAUGUACUUUUCCGAGAAUACUUCGCAUGUAUAUAAAGAGAUACAUAUUUUUUCCUUGUCGCACAUAUUUUCGAGCCCGUUAAAUUAUCUUCGAAUAUAUAUUAACUUACAUCGUGUAGUUACGAGAAAUAAUAAAUGAAUCAUGUCUAAUUCCGGGAUUUACUAAUGUUUCCCUCAAAAUGGCGAAUAUACUAUCGAAGUGUCCCUGUUGAUGUUUGCAUCCGCGUUAUCGCGCCGCUAAUUAUCUCGCGUUGAUAAAACAAGGGAAACGUGUUGCGUGCGAUUAGAAGAACUCGCCAGUCACGUUACGUUACAAUCGAAAGUAGGAGGGAAUAGAGAGGUCAGAAAGGAUUUCGACAUUUUAACGUAAAAGGGGUGGAAACAGAUUGUAUUAAUCGAAGUGUGAAUAUAUGCACGAUAAAUCUGCGCGUUAUCGAACAAUCAUUCCAUCCGGGCAAAGCGCAAAAUAGAAUUUCUUACGUUUCUCCCGCCGAAGUCGCAAUUUUUCGCGCGUUUUAUCACAAGGUACUUCGUCGACAGGUUAAAGAGCGAUACCAAGGCGCGCUAUGCGAAGCUGCUCGCCCUAUCGUGCACCGAUUCGUGGGAUUGUUUAUGGUCGGCCAUUUUUCAGAUAAGAGUGUCAUUUUUCUCGAGACCGGCUGCUCGUCGUGGAAAGUCAAGAGAGACGGCCGAACGAGUUUUCAACUAGAUGCAAUUUGUUGCUCUCUCCUCUACCUUCGAUCUCCGCUCCCGCCAGACAGUGUCCCGCCUCGGAUUUAUGGAUACUUAUAUAUUAUUUAAUUUAUGGCCGGCGUGUAAGUAUACGCCCGUAUCCAUCUCUGAGAAAAUACAAACGUGCCGACAUAUAUCCCGGGAAAUAUAGAUGGAAGCGCCUUCGAAUAUGUAACACUGUGUAAUUUAUCUCCAAACUUGGCGCGUGAAACUGUUACGAGCAAACCCACGCGAGCCUGACGCUCGAUUUGGAGAAAAAAAGUAAUUCCCCGCGCAGUUUGUUUGUAUUAUCUCGUUUGCGUACAUUUGUUUGUGACAUCUUUCGCUCCGCCGUUUGUGUACUUUGAAGUGUAAAAAAUUCAAGGGGUUGAGGGAGUUGGAGAAAGAGUAGGGAAUAUUUGAAAUUGCCUGAUAUCGUUCUCGAAAAAGCAUCGUGUGCUCGUCUGUGCCUUCUCUCACGAAUCAUUUAUAUUUCAAAGCAUUCGAAACUGUUUUCACUUUUUUUUUUAAUCCGUCUAAUUUUGUCAUUUCUUGAAAUAUCUCGUAAGAACUAGAACGGCAUUCGAGGAAACGUCGUUCUUAAUCGCGCCUGUACCUCCUCCUUCAAAUUUCAUUUUAAAGUAUUUCAAAAAAUGACAAAGUUACGACACUUCGGCGGAUUUUGAAAACACUGUAACUCCGAAUACAAAAAUCCAAGACAAGUGAUAUCUAUGGAACACCAAAAUGUGAAGAAACAAUGAACGGUUUCGAUCCCGUUUAAGUCUUCCUCAUUAAUAUCGAGCUCGGCAAAAAUGAUCAAAGAGUACGCUCACAUAGGAUAGAUAUUUACGACUGCCGAGUAUCGAGAAGAUUAAAACAUGAAAUAUAAGAACAGAACAGAAUAUAAGCCAGAACAGAAAUUACAAAUUAUGAGGCAAUAUUUCAAAGAAUAGUAGUAGUGCUGUCAAUUUCGACUACCCAAAUACUCGAGUCUUUCAAUAACUGAGUAUACGAUUAAUUUCAGACGUUACACACAGCAAAAAAAUUACUUGCACUGCGAAGAAAAGCAGUUACUCGGCUAAUUUUUGUCUUCUUUUAAGCAACGGUUAUCUUGAACAAAGAAUAUUUUCUUGUUCAUAUCCGUCGCAAAUAUUAUAUAUUAGAAAAGCUUAUGAUCAUUCAUUCAAAAGAAGAAAUUGCUCUCUCUUUAUUUUUCUCUGUGCACAAAUGAUCGAUUUCUCUAACAGACGACCGUUAAUGAUAACGUCUGAAAUUGUCCGUACACUCGGUUACUCGGAAAGACUCGGCCACCCGGUUAGUCAAAAUUGACAGCGCCAGUUGCAAGCCUCUCUCCGCGCCAGCCGGAAUUCUGCGGUCUCGCCGGCCUGCAAAAAACACAGAGUCCCUCUUGACCAAAGCCGCAGCGCGUUCGGCGGAAUCGUGGACACGGGAGGAAGUCGCGCGAAAAAUGACCGAAAUCGUCGGGACAAAAUCCGCCGGCGAACGAACGGAAUCGACGGUGCGAACGGCGACGCGGCAGGGAGACUUCCGGAAGGCGCGAAUUUUCCGAAAAUCGCCGCUCGAGCGAGCGCGAUAGCGCUCGCAAAAUGCCGCGGAGCGGAAUAGGUGGUGUCCGAGACGGAAGUGAAUGAGAUCACGGCUGUGAUCCAGCGUGCUCACACGGGAGGAACAUAAUCCCGCAGCCAGACCCGGCCCGAGCAGGCGACUCUCUAUCAGGUUUCAUCAGCGAGCCAAUCAUCUCAUCACUCGGAUGGUCGUGCUAGCGUCCGAUUCGCCAUGCUCUAACCCGUUUCUCUGGCCCCUGACCUAAUCCCUGUCGAGAGAUAUACGGAGCGGGAAAAUCGAUCGAGGAAUCGCCGGCGGACAUCUCGCACAACGACUGGGUUAUCGAAGUACCGAAAUCAUGGGGCCGAUCUGGGGGGCUUAGCCUAAGCCGGAGCUUAGAUCGUAAAUGGAUUUUCCAUCGCGCGACUCCGGACCUCCUCCCCCCCUUCUAUCUCGCUCGCUCGCUCGCCCCGUGUCCGGGAAAACAGCUUAUGCGACAUAUAACGUGUCAAACUAUUGUAAUUACCGGCGAAACUGCGCUACAUUAAAGGAGAGAUGGUACCGACACGUGCGACACGGGGAAAAGCGAUUGGAACUCGCGCGCUGAAAGUCCGCAGCGGAACGACCACACAACAGAGACCGAAACGUUCAACUUUCGUUUCUCCACAAGUGUGCGGCCUAAAAUACGCUGGAGUUAAUUAACGCGACGUUUCGCUACGUCGCAACGUACCCCGCGAUCGUUCGAUUCGCCGCGAUCGGACGCCGAGGAAGAGAGAGAGAGAGAGGAAAAAAGGGUUUCCCGUGUCUGUCGAUUAACACGGACAAAUGCGAGCCUGAACGGCCUGAAAAAUAUGCGCAUCAGCCUAUAUCAGCUCUCAGGUGCUCGCGGCGGUUGAAAUGUGAUUUGUACGUUCCGAUAUUACGCCCAUGCGUUACAAUGGCGAGGUAUGGGCACGAAAUAAUAUUGUCCCUUUGAUCGAUCGAAACGAAAUGUUUCGCCCAUGUUUCUAUUUUGCCGCCUGAUGAUAUAUCGGGUGGCGUGCCCUUAAUAUACGCCGUCUGCUUCUUACGAUCCGGUGUGUCACCUGUCGCAACGAUAUUGCAUCCGGAGAUCUAAUGGACCUUUAAACCGAACGUCUUUCUAUAUAAGCUAACCCGUGUCAUCGACCCCACCUCCUCGCGAAAGAGACAUUUCCUCGAACGAGUUGCUCACGGAGGGGAGGAAGCGAGAUGUUCCUUCUUCCUGUUCUUCUUCUUCAGAAAGAAAAAAAAAAAGGAGAAAAGUGUAUUGGGAAAUCUAGGCAAUGCCUGCGUCACGUAUUCACGACUGUCUGUCUCCGACAUCUCCGAACUUGAAAUUUGAAGAACGCGGAAGAUAGUCCCCCUACUCCAAAUGUAACGCAACGGUCGAUUUUUUUUUUUCGUAAAUACACGAGAUGUAACAAUCGAUACGUGAGAAAUAUUUCGCGGAUAAGUAUUCGAUUCUUAUGGAUAAUAAAAUUACGUUCUA